UAAUAUAAAAUAAAAGGAAAAAGAAAAAAAGAAGUUAAAAAUCGAAAAAGAGAGAAUCGCAACAAUAACGAAGAAGGAAUAUCGAGAAGGCAGGAUCGACAAAGAGCGAAAUAUUUGAGAGAAAUGCACGAAAAGGCCUUUUGGAGCGACAAGGAAAGAGUGGGGAGGCUCGCGGUAGAGAGAAUCGACGCAUCGAAGACGGCGUGCGAGAGAAUGAGAGAGAAUGAGACGAGCGCGAGCAGGAAGAGCGGCACGAGCGAGAGUCGGGGAGUUCGGGAGUACUCGGCCGCUCAGUCGAACGCGCGAUUACAAGCACACGAGACGCGUGGGCUCUCUCUCUCUCGACGAUCAAGCUGAAAGUGUUUCGUACGCGACCACGUGCCGGCUAAACCGCCGGAACGUAACAGAACGAUACACGGCGAGAACAUACAUCGAGUGAUAUCGAGUAAAGGACACAGUGCCGUUUGCACGCUCGCGAUCAUCUCCAUCGAUUUUCGCUUCGAUUUCACGAACUUCACGAAGUCUUUUUCUGCUGGAUGUGUACGGAGAGUGGAAAACAGAACGAUCGUGACUUUGAGUAAAAUUUUCCGAAGAGAACGGUGCGCGUUGUAGUGAGUGGGUGAUUUGUCAGUUGGUGACUUGAAGUGAACAUUAAAUCGAAAAAGAAAUACAACGAUCAACGAUCAAAUAGAAGGAAGUUUCACGAGCUUGGUAGAUCCAGAUGUCAUCCUCGCAUCCUCGAUCGAAGUGGGAUUGAAGUGGAAAGAAGGAAACAGGUUGGGGAUAUCAACGGUCAGUAGUAGAGUGUGUGCAAUAGAAAUCGGUGUGCGUCGAAAGUAUCCACGUCCAGUCUGUAUUUUCCUCGACGACGUCAAGCGUCGUAAAUCGUCAUCGUAAAUCAGGAUAUACAGAGGGGAAUCGAAGUAGCGCGUAAAUUGAAAGAAAGAAAUCUGAGGAGUAGAAAAAGAAGGAGGCGAAAAGUGGGGACGUUUCAAAGGUGGUUUUGGAUGUUAGAAAGCGCGGGGGUGGCUAGAGAGGCCCCGCCGCAGGGUACGGGUCCCGAUGCCGGUCCCCGUAUCGCAAACCCUUACGCUGACCUCCACCCUCGUGCCCAAGGAGGAGUCAAACAUGCCCUUCAUAGACGACGAGCUUCUUUGGUGCCCUGACAAUGACGGCAAAAUGGUCGACUUAACGCAAUGUCUUCAGGAAAGCAGUACAGGGCAGUCAGUAGAAUUUUCCCCGAUGGAAUUAAAUGCCCUUGUAGGGACGCCGGCUGCUCCAAAUAUGCCGGCAGAAGAGGGCGAAGGAAUGGCUGGUGUCACAGGAGAAGAACCCUUUGACACGUUGGACACAUUCCUUCGAGAAUUGCAAGCUGAUUUGGCUGAAGCCAGUCAACCCACGUCCACUACAACUUCCGUAACCCCUUCCUGUAGACGGCAGAGGUAUAAUAUCGCAGCCGCAAAUCCUUUGUUAGCAGAGAAAUUAGCGGCUCCUUCGUCGCAAACAUCUCCAACCUCUAUCCCGUACGCAACGAGGGCGGAAAUCAAAACGGAAAGUAUCCAGCCUGAAACAACGAAAGUGGACACGAGGGAGGUUCAGCCACACGAUGCGAGCGAGAAGGAGCAACUGGGCCUGGCCAGCGUUAAAGCGGAACCAGGAUCGACCGGUACGACGACGACAACCACGGGGACACGUCUCCUGCACGGGAUUCUCUCGCAGCAUCCCCAGCAACACGGUCUAGGGGUGCAGAAUGGAUACGGCCGCCACUUGCCCGGCCAUGCUCAAAUGGGCCAACCGUCCUACACCACUGCCACCAUGGCCACCACAAGUACGCCAGGGAGCGGAUCACUGCCAGCGAGCCCCGCGGACAGCGGAGUCAGCGACGUCGAGUCCAGCACGUCCUCAGGCGGUAACGAGGACGCGAAUCUCUUAUUGAAAGCAAGGCUCAAUCCCAAUUCGUCCCUUCAGCCAAGUCUAGCGUCUCAUCAUUCUCAUUUGUCGUCAGCAGCGCUCGGCAGGUCGGCCUGUCACAGUCCUGGUGUUUAUCCGUCGACGGCGGGCUUCCUGCCGCCCUCCUAUCAUCCUCAUCAGCAUCAUCCCUCCCAGUACCAUCCGCAUAGAGGGAGCUCGCCUCACCAUCAACACGGGAACCACACGAUGGGCCCCGCAAUGGGACCGCCCCAUCAUCAUCACCAUCAUCAAACGCAGAGUCUGCAACACUUGCAUUAUCGUCAGCCUCCUACAUUAUCCGAGAGCUAUAGCAGUUAUGUGAACUCGAUGUAUGCCAGCGGGGCUCAAUUUGCAACACCUUGUACCCCUAGUCCACCACGGGUACCUGGAGGAGUUCCAACGAGUGUAAUUCAAGCAGCUACCAGUUCGGUUUCCGACGAUUUAUAUCUACUGGAAUUAGGUUUUCCCCCACGGUCGAAGAAGAACAAGUUGAAAAAACCGCGUCAAGGAGACGGUGCUGCGGUAAAAAAAUCUCGCGAGGGUUCGACGACGUAUCUUUGGGAAUUUUUGUUAAAAUUACUACAGGAUCGAGAGUAUUGCCCUCGAUACAUCAAGUGGACGAAUCGCGAACGAGGUGUCUUCAAAUUGGUGGACAGCAAAGCAGUAUCUCGUCUAUGGGGUUUGCACAAGAAUAAGCCGGACAUGAACUAUGAAACGAUGGGUCGAGCCCUGCGUUAUUAUUAUCAGCGUGGUAUCUUGGCAAAAGUUGACGGACAGAGGCUAGUCUAUCAAUUCGUGGAUGUACCGAAAGAUAUUAUAGAAAUUGACUGUACCGGCGCGUGAGAUAGGGUUCGAUCGAAGGAACAGCAGCACGGCGAGAGGCGAGCUAUACGGGAAAAGAGUGAUUCGUGUAUUUAUGCUGCGAUCUUUCGCGAGAACACAUCGUUAUCGUCAUCAUCGUUCUCAUCAAGCAGCUCUUCCUGCCACAAUGUGCUUACUUGGCACACCCCUCAGACGAUCUAAAGCAUACCCUCUCUCUGACUUCGUUUGUUCCUUGUAUUAUAAAUAUAUACUUAUAGAGACAUAUAUUAAAACGUGAAUAGCGCAUGCGCACGGAUGCUGCCGCGUGAGGAUGAGUGUUUUGUUUUUGUCGACGCGACAGUUGCCACGUACGGUAUACCUAUGCAAUUACCGUAUAUUGUAAUUUCGUCCUCCUUUGGUCUUUCUUUUUCUUAUUAUUCUUUGGCGGUAUACGUCAAUAAUAAUCGUACUAAGCUUUACAACGUUUAUGUAUAUUAUAUAUGUAUAUAUACAUAUAUAUAUAUAUACACACGUAUAUGCAUACAUAUAUGUAUAUAAUAUGUAUACGUUGAGCUCGUUCAAAUUUGUACAAAAUUUAGUUUUUAAAAAUGCUACGGCACAAAUGUUAUUAAAUAUGUUUUAAUCAAGAGUAAAUGAAGAAAGAAAAAAUUAAAAUGAAUCUAUUACUUAACAUAUAGCCGAAAUAUAGGCUAACAAUUGUACAUUCAAGAAUGCGAUAAAUUAUUUAUUGUAUAUUAGACGAUUAUAUAUGUUACCUAGAAAAAAGAAAAAAAGAAAUUGUUAUAUACGUCGAUGUCGAUGAAGGGAAUCAUAAGAAAGCAAAGGGGAAGUAAAACUUAACACAAUGUGCAUGCACGCGUAUGUGGAAAGUUUAAAGAAGAAAAAACCGAAACGAAAUGAGGGCUGUGAAAAGAUUCAGAAAGGAAGAAAAUAUGAUAGUGCGGAAAUGAUAAAGAUGUUAAAAAAGUUUUACGGAGCGAGCUCAGGGAGAGGUACACAUAUAUACAAACACACAUUUAAACACUACACGUGCAUACGUGUGUAUGAUUGCACACGGCUGUACGUCUAUACAAACACAGUAUCCACACACUAUAUUUUUUUAAAUAUAAGCGAAAAAAGGGCGACUCUUCUAUUUGAGCUGAAGGUUCAACAAUGUAAGGUGCUGGCUAUACACACGAGGUCCAAGAAUGUUAUUUAGCAAGCUAGUGUUACUAAUUCAUAAAAAAAAUUAUUGAAAACAGACAUUAUAUCUCUGUAUAUAUAAAAUUACACCUUUUAGUAUAUAUUAUUGAAUAUUAUAUAUAUAUUAUAUGAAUAUAUAUUGUAUGUUAUGUAGUAAAUGGAGUGAGUUAAUGUAUCUCUAUGAGAUUUUUUGUCACGUCUGCAUAGGAAGAAGUUUGAGUAACCGUCUAUCCGUACGAUGUCUCUAUUCCUGUCUUUUUAUAUAGGAAAAAAAGGAAGUAAACACUGUGGAAGCAUUAUCGUUUUUCUCUUGUAUUGUAAUUCUCUUUUUUUUUCUUCUUUUUUUUUUCCUUUUUAAUAAACUAUCGACAUUGAGAUCAAACGAUAAUGAAUUGAUUUGCAUGGUCAGUGAUUUGAUUCCAUGAUCUGCAAAAAAAAAAAAAACGCACAUCCGCGUGUUUCCUGUGCUCAGCUGGAAUUAGAGACAUCAUACUUUUCUAAACGUUUUAGAAUAUAAUAGCCUUCCUAAGAUGUAAGGGGCGUUCGAAACAUGAUAAGUUAGAGAGAAAUUUAAUUUAUUGAGCAGCAGCCCGCCCCUAAAUACGGACGUGAUGUGCGAGUGCAAGCGUAUCCUAUAGAAAUAAGUUUUGUACAUAAAGAUUCGUUGAGAGCAUACUUAGAAAGAAUAUUACGCUACGUUAUCUUCGUAAUCGUGGACAAACGAAAAAAGAGAAAAAAA
Molecule: messenger RNA, 4693 nt
Organism: Apis florea (little honeybee)
Lineage: Eukaryota; Metazoa; Arthropoda; Insecta; Hymenoptera; Apidae
Gene: Eip74EF
Product: Ecdysone-induced protein E74
Biological process (GO): regulation of transcription by RNA polymerase II; cell differentiation
Cellular component (GO): nucleus
Molecular function (GO): DNA-binding transcription factor activity, RNA polymerase II-specific; sequence-specific DNA binding
Source: RefSeq, a predicted model, not a curated record